Molecule: messenger RNA, 4036 nt
Organism: Stegastes partitus (bicolor damselfish)
Lineage: Eukaryota; Metazoa; Chordata; Actinopteri; Pomacentridae
Product: interferon-induced very large GTPase 1-like
Exons: 1
Molecular function (GO): GTP binding
Source: RefSeq, a predicted model, not a curated record
CCAGAGCCAGUCGCCUUCGCCAAUUUACGAGGAGACAUCUGUGAGUCACUCGCACAAUUCAACUUUCUUUAUCAAGUAUCAACUGCUACCUUUGUGUUUCUGGACAAAAUUGAAGAAAAUGAGCACAAGAUUUUGACUUCUCUUCAAGAUACAACAUCAAAACUCUUCUUGGUAGUUAAUCGCAGAGAUGAUGGUGCCACAGAGGACAUGAUGUCUAUCAAGAAAAAAAUGGAAACAUUACAUUUGCCAAAAAGCAAUGUGAAAACAAAACGCACAAGAGUAAACACUGCAGAUUUUUCAGAGAAACUAUGUGAAGCCAUCAAGACCUCAUCAACAUCUGCAACAACCAUUGACAGUAUGCUUGAAAAAGCAACUGAAUUUGGUCUUUCUGUAGAUGAAUGUAGCAGUGACGACCAAAAGAAGGCAGCUGAGAAGAUGGUAAAGGACAUUAAAGUGAACAGUCACUACAAGAAACAACAACUUCUUUUGCAGGAAGACAACUGGAAAAAGUUAUCACAAUUAGAAAAGGAGGAGUGUAGACUGAAGAAUUCUGGUGACUCAGGACUGGAAGAGUAUAAAGCUAAGCUGCAAGAGGAGCAAAAACAAAUCAAAGAGGAGCAAAAGAAAUACAAAUUGUCUGAAGGAAUGAAGACUUUUAUUGAUAACUUAUCUACAAGUGACAAAGAAAAAAGAGAUUUUUUCCUAAAGUGGAUGAAACUCAAGCUUGAUACACAAUCACGGAGCAAACUGUCUGCACUGCGUAACAAGUUCAAAGAGGCAAGCAAAGCAAAAGAUGCAAAAGUCAUGGCAGAGUUGGAUCAAACUUUUUUGAAUGCUUCUUUAGGAAUAGAGCAUUACAUGAGAGAGAUGGGACUGAUCUACGAGGUUUCCUUGCACUCACAAGAAAGUGCUGAUAAAAUGUCUCAUCUACCAGGUGUGGCUGCUGAAAUGCUGUUGGAUGGUUAUCCUUUAGAGCUCUUGGAUGGAGAUGCUUCUAAUAUCCCACAGAGAUGGGUGACAGAUGUGCUGAUGGAGCUCCACAAGAAGGUUGGAGAGAGCAGCAGAUUGUUGGUACUGACUGUGCUGGGUGUUCAAAGUUCAGGGAAGUCAACACUCCUCAACACCAUGUUUGGUGUGAAGUUUCCUGUCAGCAGUGGCAGAUGUACAAGAGGAGCCUACAUGGUCUUCCUUAGAGUCGGAGAAGAUUUGAAAAGGGAGCUGAAUUAUGACUUUGUGGUUCUCAUUGACACAGAGGGUUUAAAAUCUCCUGAUCUGGCACAACUGGGGGACAGUUAUGAACAUGACAACCAGUUGGCAACCUUUGUCAUCGGCUUGAGUGAUGUAACCAUCAUCAACAUCGCAAUGGAGAACGCAAAUGAAAUGAAAGAUGUCUUGCAAAUCACAGCUCAUGCAUUCUUGAGAAUGAAGCAAAUUGGGAAAAAGCCAGUUUGUCAUUUUGUUCACCAAAAUGUUGCAGGAGUCUCAGCUGAUUCCAAGUGCAUGACAGACAGACAACAUCUCUUGGACCAACUCAAUGAAAUGACUCAAAUUGUUGCUGGAAUGGACAGACAGCCUUCUGUCAAAGCAUUCACAGAUGUGCUGGACUAUGACAUAGAAAAAAACAACUGGAACAUCCCAGGACUCUGGCAUGGAACCCCUCCAAUGGCACCAGUGAACACAGGUUACAGUGAAGCUGUGGCAGAUUUCAAGAAAAAUCUUUUGGAGACAAUGAAAAGUGACAGAAGCAAUGAAACCACACAGAUCCCAGAGUUUCUAGAGUGGAUGAAAAGUCUCUGGAAGGCAUUGAAGUACGAGAACUUCAUCUUUAGUUUCAGAAACACUCUUGUGGCUCAUGCCUACGACAACCUCUGCAAACAUUUCAAUCAAUGGGAAUGGGAGUUCAGAAAAGAGAUUCUGUCCUGGCAGGGAGAAGCAGAGAUAGAAAUCAAAAAUGCUGACAAUGAAUCUCAACUGGGAACUUGGUCUGAACUGGUGGAAUCCAAAAAAUCUGAAGUGUCCAGCAAAAUUCAAAAUGAACGAAAAAUAAUGACAAAAAAACUGCACGAGUACUACCAGAGCAAAGACAGACACGUAAAUCUGAUAGAAAAGUACAAAAUUGACUUCAUCAAAAGUAUCAAUAGUCUUGCGAAGGAAACUCAACAAUCUGUGUCAACAAAACUACAUUGUAUCCUUGAGCUAAAAAUAAGUACAGAAAAAGCUCAGGACAUACAGAGACAAUACAGAGGUGUCAUUGAAGAGAAGGUCAUGAAGCUCCUGAGUGACUGCAAAGACAACAAACUGUCUGAUGAACAGCUGACAGAUGUGUUUGAAGACAUGUGGGCUAAAGCCACUGCAAAUAUCUCUGGCCUGAAAGAGCGAGAUAUCACAAGAUGUGUACUGAUGCAAUUGAGAAAAAGUUUCUCAAACCGGAAUGUCAAUGAGGAAUUACAGGACGUAGACCUAAAGGAAGCUGGGAGAGGUCCAUUUAAAACCCACAAAGGCCAUGUCCAGAAAAUGUAUUUCAACCAAAUGGUAAAACACUGGCGGACAGGAGAUUUGCAGAGCUUUACAGACAAUGUCAUUGAGUCCUGCACACGGUUUAUACAUGAUAAAGCAAAUACAGAUGGAGAUUACCAUGACUCUUUCACAAGGGAUCUUCUCGAAAAAAUCAAUGAAUUCCUUCAGCAAAGUGACAAGCAACACAAAACAAACACAAAGUAUGAGAUUGACCUGAAACUUCAUAUUUGCGGCAUUGCCACAAGGGAGUUCCUGAAAAUGCACAGAAAAUAUCUGUCAGAUAAUGAUCCCAACACUCAGCUGCACAAGUACAAGACUCAGUACUUGUCAGACUUUCUUGACUUGUACAAAGAGAGAGACGACUGUCAGCGCAAAGCAACAGAUUUUGCCAGAUUUUGCAUCAAACCUGCUGUGGAAGACUACAUCAACAGAUCUCUGGGAAUAGACAUUGUGGAAGAAAUGUUGUCAAGCAGCCAUUCAGUACAGUACAGUUCCCGCUCCUUCUUCCAGUACAACAUUCAGAAAGAGCUACUGCAUAAAGAAGACUUCAAGAGUUUUGUCAAGUACAUCUGUAACUAUGAAAAUUAUGUGAAGGACUGGAUAUAUCAGCACAUUCAGCAGAAAAUGUCUGAGGACAAGAGUUUGUACAAAUUGAAGAACAAGAAUCUACAGAUCAUUGUUAAAAAAGUAACAGAAGCCCUUGAACAAGCCUCAAAGGGAGAGAAUGGUGUUCUGCUGCCAAAUAACACAGAAAGCAUCAAAGAGCUCAUCAGCAACAUGCGCAAAUAUCUGAUUAAAGAUAUCUCACUUUCAGUGGAGGAUGAGAAAACCAUCCUGUUUCAAAUCAAAAGCACAUGUCAUCCAUUUAUUGACAGCCUCAAGCAUGCAAUAGAGGACUUAAAAGCACAACUGCAGCAGGAUCUCUGGAAAUCUGAAGACAUUAUCAAGACUCUUGCCAAACUUCCCAUCAAACCACAAGAUGAGCUUUUUAAACGAGUGUUUGGUUGUGGACAACAAUGUCCAUUUUGUAAAGUUCCCUGUGAGGCUGGAGGCAAAGAGCACAAGCAGCAUCAUGCAGCUUUGCAUCGGCCACAAGGUCUGGGUGGAUACCACUAUGUAGACAGUGGUAAACUGAUGGAAACACUGUGUACAACUGAUGUGCACAGUGAACGAAGUUUCCGAAACACAGACACUAAAUGGGAGUUCCAUCCGUACAAACAGUACACCACAUACUAUCCAGACUGGCACAUUCCUCCAGAUCCCACCAUAGAGGCAUCUGACUACUGGAAGUAUGUCCUGGUACAGUACAAUGACAAAUUUGCUGAAGAAUAUAAAGCAAAGCCAGCUGAUGUUCCAAAGGCCUGGAGGAGCAUUACAAAGGAACAAGCUCUGAAAGGCUUAAAAGAAGCAUUCAACAUGGUGUGAAUGAAUCAGAACAAAAAUCUUCAGACAAAACAGCGUUUCAACUUACAAGAUUUUUACUGUACAGCUGGACAGUUGAUAAAAAUCUGAGAAUAUG